Aureococcus anophagefferens is the source of this 432-nucleotide messenger RNA. RefSeq lists its product as hypothetical. The annotation marks the transcript as partial. Gene Ontology annotation, molecular function: cysteine-type deubiquitinase activity. The transcript has 2 exons. The record is from RefSeq and is a predicted model, not a curated record. Lineage: Eukaryota; Pelagophyceae; Pelagomonadales; Pelagomonadaceae. Gene Ontology annotation, biological process: protein deubiquitination.
GCGCGCGUCGGCGAGGUCGGCCUGCGGAAUCUCGGCAACACGUGCUACAUGAACUCGGUGUUGCAAGCUUUAGCGCACGUGCCGCCGCUGCGGGCCUACUUCGCGUCCGGCGAGUUCCGCUACGACAUCAACACGCGGUCGAAGUUCGGCGCGCGGGGCGCGCUCGCGACCGCGUUCGGCGAACUCCUCGGCGAGCUCGACGAGUUCCUCGACGGCGCGCGCGACGGGCCCGGCCCGUCCUACGACCUCGUGGCCGUCGUGAACCACUUUGGCGGGCUGGAGCACGGCCACUACACCUGCGCGGCGCGGCGGUUGGACGGCCGCGGGUGGCUCGAGUUCGACGACCGCCGCGUCGAGGCGCUGGAGAUCGGGGACGUGUGCGACGACCCGGCGGCCUACGUCCUCUUCUACGCGCGCCGCGACGUCCGGGAG